This is a messenger RNA of Larimichthys crocea (large yellow croaker), 1209 nucleotides long. RefSeq names its product protein FAM200A-like. Lineage: Eukaryota; Metazoa; Chordata; Actinopteri; Sciaenidae. The transcript has 2 exons. The coding region runs from base 106 to 798 and encodes 230 amino acids. The record is from RefSeq and is a predicted model, not a curated record.
UUCUCGUGGAUCUCUAUCUCUCUAUUUAUUCAUCUACUGAUUUACUGAUAUUUCUAUCUGAUAUUACUGAUCUUCUGAUUUCUAUACCACACUGUAUACUUCUGAAUGCGCCCCACUGCAAUGACCCCUAACCCUUUAGACCGGUUAACGUAUCCUCAAAUUGAUGUAAAUAUCUCCAGAGAACUGGGUGGACCCAUCUCUUUGUUGGAGGUGCAUGAAGCAAUCAAUUCUAUGCAAAACAGGAAGUCUCCUGGUCCCGACGGUUUUACAGUUGAGGUCUUUAAGGCAUACUCGAUGCUAUUAGCCCCCAUCCUUGUGCAAAUGUUCAAUGAUUCCUUUACUGAAGGUAGACUGCCAGGAUGGAUGCGCGAUCCAUUUCAAAAUGACGAUGUUUUGCUCCCAUCAAAACAAGACGACCAGCUGAUUGAGCUCAGAAAUGACGGAGGACUGAAAACACUCUUUGAUUCAACAUCACUGUCAUCCUUCUGGAUCAAAGCAACGGGAGGAUACAACGAGAUCAGCACGCUCGCUCUGAAGACGCUGUUCCCGUUCCCAACGUCAUAUCUGUGCGAGGCCGGUUUUUCUGCCAUGACCAUCACUAAGACCAGACUGAGAAGCAGACUGAAUGUGAGAACCCUGCGUGUCUCACUGUCUCCCAUCACGCCCCGACCACCUCCUAACUGCCCUGGUGAUCACAGGCUGCUUCUGAACAACGGGUGUGUAUCUGGGGUUGAGAAGUACCAGAUCAGUGUGAUCAGAUCUGCCAAGGGGGGACAGUGGAGUUCUAUGCUUCCUUAACAUUAGCACACAUUAAGUCCAAGGUUUUAUUGUCUCUGGUGGGGCAGGUCGCAAACUGUUGAAAGGUUGGGAGUGUAGCAGUAUGAGAAGAAGUCAUUCGGAUGGUUCGUUUGCAGUCUGGCUAUUGAGGUGAUGACGUCACACGCGGCAUAGGCUGAUGGCGGAAUGUAAACAGUGAUGAUGAUGACAUGUAAACGCCCUUGGCAGAUAAUAUGGACUUAUGCUCAUGGCUAACAGUAAAGAGUAAGAGUAAAGUGAGAUAUUCUGGGUUAUAACCACUGACAGUUUAAAGUAUUACCAUUGUUUUAUUUUGUAAAGCUGUAUUUGCUGAGCUUCCUCUUUUCAUCCAGAUAUCUGUCUUCUGGGAUUAGCAAGCAGCCCUGUGAACGUUUGUCAUUUCAUAAUUAAUAA